Messenger RNA from Pecten maximus, 3750 nucleotides. RefSeq names its product amine oxidase [flavin-containing] B-like. The transcript has 13 exons. Bases 1 to 1581 code for a protein of 526 amino acids. Gene Ontology annotation, molecular function: oxidoreductase activity. The record is from RefSeq and is a predicted model, not a curated record. NCBI's taxonomy places the organism in Eukaryota, Metazoa, Mollusca, Bivalvia, Pectinida, Pectinidae.
AUGGCCGACCCCCUGAUACGGGCGGAAGUUGAUGUGGUAGUGAUAGGCGCAGGACUUAGUGGACUUUUUGCUGCCAAAAUUCUCGAAGAAAAUGGACUGACAGUAGAUGUGGUGGAAGCUAGAGACCGGGUUGGAGGGCGGACAUUCACUGUCAGGGGAAGCAGUAAUGGCUAUACAGAUGUCGGUGCAGGAUACAUCGGCCCAACACAAGACAUUGUCAAAAACCUUGCCUCGGAGCUAGGAUUGGAGCUUUGUGAUGUGUAUAAUGAAGGAAAGACUAUCAUGAAUUAUAAGAGUAUUUGGGCUUCCUUUAGUGGAAUUCUUCCUCCAUAUUGGAAUCCUUUAAAGCUACUGGAUCUGAACAACAUCAUCAGGACAAUAGACAAAAUGGCUCAACAGGUGCCACGGAAUGCCCCCUGGAUGUCCCAGAAUGCUACUGAAUGGGACAGUAUGACAGUAAAGGAAUUUAUCAACAAACAUUGCUGGACCAAUGCUGCGUCAGAUAUGCUGGUAUUUGUUCGUUCAGUCUUGACCUUUGAACCCCAUGAGGUCUCUCUCCUCUUUUUCCUGUGGUUUGUUCACUGUGGAGGAGGAGUGAUGCGACUAGCAUCUGUCAAGGAUGGAGCACAGGAGCAAAAGGUGGUUGGUGGUACACAACAGCUGUCAGAAGUAAUGGCCGAAAGGCUGAAAGGUAGCGUCUAUCUGUCCAGUCCAGUGGUCAGCGUGGAUCAAUCCGCCAUGGACAAAGUACUAGUGAGAGACACCAACGGCUGUCAAUACCAGGGUAAAUACGUGGUGAGCUCCAUUCCUCCGGCAGUGUUAAAUAGGAUUAGUUUCUGCCCACCUCUACCUGACCUCAAGCUACAACUCAUACAGAGAAUGCCAAUGGGAUCCAUCAUCAAAACCUUCAUGUUCUAUGACAGGCCAUUCUGGAGGAAAGAAAAACUGAGUGGAAUCGUUACUUCGGAUUAUGGUCCCGUCACGUUUUGUGUUGAUGACACCAAACCGGAUGGAUCUCACCCAUGCAUUAUGGGAUUUGUGCUGGCAAACAAAGCUCGGGACCUUGCAGAAAUGUCGGAGGCAGAAAGAAAGAGCACCUUGUGUCAGUAUUAUGCAAAAGCAUUCAAAAUGGACGCAUUCCUGCAGCCCUGUGAUUACAUUGAGAAGAACUGGAUGGAAGAGGAGUUCUCUGGAGGCUGUUAUUUAAGUGUGAUGCCUCCGGGAGUUCUUACGAAGUAUGGCCGAAUGCUGAGGAAACCAAUAGGCCGUGUCCACUUCGCGGGGACGGAGACCGCUACUGAGUGGAUGGGAUACAUGGAUGGAGCUCUUCAGUCCGGAGACCGAGCUGCACGUGAGAUUUUAGACAAACUUGCAAUCCAGUGGUCCGCAACGGGUAAAUCUAACACGAUAAAGACCAUUCCUUCUCCGUCGCUGCCAGAGACAAUUCUGCCAUCGAUUAACGCCAUCUUGUACGCAUCAACUGGGGUUGCCGUUGGUUACUUUGCUUAUCUCAUCUACCCAUUUUUCUUUGGGUGGCGUUGGAAAAUUACCUCAUACAUGUUUGACAAAAUGUUUAAAUAACAAAUGGUCUCGAUGAGACUAGUUUGCGUCGCUCUCAUUGAAGUUUUAUCUUUGAACAGUUUAACUAAGAUUAAGUUCAGAGUGUCCACAGUGGAGAGUAACUUUACAUGGAAACUAAGGAAUUUGGACAUAUUCCAUAGUAAGCGGAGAUAUACUGUCUAAGAAUUGUUUCUUCAACAACACAUUAAAUUAACUUAUUGUGGAGUGUUUUUUCUGUGAUCAUCCUCCAGAUAGCUUUAAUACUUUUGUAACACGUAAAAAUACUCAUUUUUCUGGGAUCUUUAUUGAUUUUAACAAGGAUUUUGUAUAUGGAGGAUUUGGUGUGCUAAAUAACAAGGAUUUUGUGUGCUAAUUAAACAACAUGGAUUUUGUAUAUGAAUGAUUUUGUGUGUUAAAUAACAAGGAUUUUGUAUGUGAAGGAUUUUAUGUGCUAAAUAACAAGGAUUUUGUUUGAUCUAUGCCAUGUAUUACAAUGUAACAAAUAUUAUGUAUGCUAUUUUUUAUAACAAGGAUUUUUCAUGCUAUUUUUUUAUAACAAUUUUUUUUUUUGCUUGAUAAUUAACAUAUAUUUUAUAUCCUUACCGGUAUAUUUGUGCAAUGUGAUGGUUUUAACGUUGAUAGUUUAGAUGUAUAAGUUUGUUUUCUGAGUGAAAUGUUUGGAUUAAUUACCAAUUUAUUUCAUUAUGUACAUUGAAUAUGUAGUAGAAAAACUUGUUACAGAUUAUAUCUAACAGAAUCUAUGGAAGAGAGUUCCAGAAUAUUGACAUUGACUGUUGUCACAAUUUUUACGUUGAGGUGUACGGUGAUUAUAAAAUCACCAUUUUGACUGUCUCAGGCUGCACUAGUCAUCCUAUAUAUAUAGCUAAAUAGCUAAGUCAUUUAAGCAUUGAACUGCUUUCAGUUGGAAGUUAUGGGCUGAUGAAUGCCAACUUGACAAAGGCAAAUGUAAUAAAGCGUGCUAGCGCUUCAUGUUGAAUUUGCCUUUAUCCAGUUGGCAUUCAUCAGCAUAUAACUUCCAAAUGAAAGCAGUUCAAUGCUUAUAUUUACAUUUGACAACGAUUUUUAAAGACUUUUUCCAGGAAUUUUACUCCGACAAUGUAUGAACAAAUUGUUAUCGUCAAAGACAGAGCAGCCUUUUCAACAGCCAUCUUUCGUUAUCGCCGACAUGAGAAUUAUGACGUCACUAUAAUAAUGACGUCAUAAUAAAGAUUUGGAAGAUAUGGACUCGUACCCUUCAAGUGAGCUUGGUAAAGUUAUAUAGUGGGGCUGCAGUGUUAAUGUAAAUAUUAUUGUGUUGGGACAGAAGAACAUGACCAACAGAACUCCCACGCCACCUCCAGGAUUCCGUACAUUUUCUGUAAGCAAUGGUUUGAGUGCUUGUAGUGGCAGCAGAUUUCUCAUUUUGUACGUUGUUGAGUUUUAAAUUGUAUCGGCAUAUUUGACUUGGCUGUAAAUGUUAUUAUACAAUUAUUUUCAGAUAUGUGUUUUGUUAAUGUGGUUUUUGUUAUACAGUUGUUGAAUUGUAUUGCUUACAAAAACUCAGGACACAAGUUGUUAAUGGCAAGCUAAAUCACAAACCUGAACUUUGUACAAAACUUGGGAACUGUUUUGGAAACAUACUGAUAAAUCCACAGGAAUUUUACAAGUAAUUACCAGAUUAAGAGUCCAUUUCACCAAGAAUCACCAGAUUUAGUCAAUUUCACCAAAAAUCACCAGUUUUAGUCAAUUUCAUCAAUAAUCAUCAGAUUUAGAAUCCAUUGUAAUUUUAAGAUGAUUCCAUAGGCCAUUUGCCAUCUGUCUUUACCAUCGUUAUUAUUGCUGGUCAUUGGAUGCAUUUCUCAUUAUCAUGCAAUGAAAUCCUGGAUAGUGUUAGGUGAACACAAUGGAGUAAUUAUUGUUUAUUUAUAUUUGGUUUUAGUGGAUAAUGGGUUAAAUUGAAUACUGGGUCAUAGUGAAUACUAGGUUUUUAUUGAAUAUUGGGUCGUAGUGAAUACUGGGUCAUAGUGAAUACUGGGUCGUAGUGAAUACUGGGUCGUAGUGAAUACUGGGUCAUAGUGAAUACUGUGUUAUAUUGAAUAUUGGGUUGUAUUGAAUAUUGGGUUGUAUUGAAUACUGGGUUUUAUUGAAUAUUGGGUUGUAGUGAAUAUUGGGUCAUAGUGAAUACUGGGU